AUGCUGAAGAUCUGGUCGAUGAAGCAGCAGCAGCAGCAGGCUGAAAAUGCCGAAGGUGCUGCUGGCAAGAAGAAGAAGAAGGUCACCGCCGCACAGCUGCGCGUGCAACGAGGUGCGUCUCGCCUCAACUCCUUCCUACCAAUACACUUGACCCUUUCAUGUCUAACGAGGCCCCCCCUCUAUCUGUCUGUUCCUCCUACAGACCUCCAAGAACUCACUCUCGGCAAUACCAUGAAGAUGUCCUUCCCGAACCCAGACGACAUCUUGAACUUCACCUUGACUAUCGAGCCGGACGAGGGCAUGUACAAGGGCGGCGUCUUCAACUUCAGUUUUUCCGUCAAUCAGAACUUCCCCCAUGACCCGCCCAAGGUCAAGUGUACCCAAAAGAUCUAUCACCCCAACAUCGACCUGGACGGCAACGUGUGCUUGAACAUUCUGCGCGAGGACUGGAAGCCAGUGUUGAAUCUGAAUGCGGUUAUCGUGGGCAUGCAGUUCCUCUUCCUCGAGCCGAAUGCCUCUGAUCCUUUAAAUAAGGAAGCCGCAGAAGACCUCCGCACCAACCGCGACGGCUUCAAGCGGAAUGUGCGCUCCUCCAUGGCCGGCGGGUCCGUCCGGGGCGUCAGUUUCGAGCGAGUGCUCCGAUAG
Molecule: messenger RNA, 645 nt
Organism: Penicillium canariense
Lineage: Eukaryota; Fungi; Ascomycota; Eurotiomycetes; Eurotiales; Aspergillaceae
Product: NEDD8-conjugating protein UBC12
Exons: 3
Coding region: 1-645 (214 amino acids)
Source: RefSeq, a predicted model, not a curated record